Molecule: messenger RNA, 1776 nt
Organism: Oreochromis niloticus (Nile tilapia)
Lineage: Eukaryota; Metazoa; Chordata; Actinopteri; Cichliformes; Cichlidae
Gene: ppp1r3g
Product: protein phosphatase 1 regulatory subunit 3G
Exons: 1
Coding region: 232-1038 (268 amino acids)
Biological process (GO): regulation of glycogen biosynthetic process
Cellular component (GO): protein phosphatase type 1 complex
Molecular function (GO): glycogen binding; protein phosphatase 1 binding
Source: RefSeq, a predicted model, not a curated record
UGUGGGCGGAGCCUCUCGCGUCAGAGGGUCUGUGUUGUUGUUGUGUUCUUUGUGCACAAACAGGUGAAGGUUGACGGUCUGUUACGUGACGCCGCGCCUGUCUCUGUGACAGCUGCUACGCCCCGAGGACACUGCACGCGCUCUGCUGUCAGAGGGGGCGGGGGGCUCUAUACAAGCUGCCGGACUCCGGACCCGCCCGCAGCUCACAGGCCGCCUGGCUGCCGGGCACCCAUGUCCCGCUCACCCCCUCAGAUCCACGCCGGCGGAGAGCCCACGGAGAACGGAAUGAAGCAGGAGGAGGAGGAGGGGGCGGAUGAGGAAGACCUGGACGACGAGCUGGACGCGUCUCAGCUGGAGAGGUUCAUUCGGGACCGGAGGAGAGCCAAGUCCCUGCCGGCGUACCCGGCGCUGCUGAACGGUCCCCACGGAGCGGAGGAGGGCAGGAAGCGCGUGAAGUUCGCGGACUCCAUGGGGCUGAGCCUGGCCCGAGUGAAGCACUUCAGCUCCCUGGAUGAGCCGCAGAUCCCCAGCAAGGUCCUGUCCCGGCACAGGAGCUUCCCCCUGGAGCAGCAGGACCUCCUGAGCGGCCUAUGCCACAGCUUCGCCGCCAGCCUGCGCGCGGACCUCGCGUGCCUCCCGGAGCUCCGGGACACGGAGCGGAGAGUCCGGCGGCUCCGGGUCUGCCUAGAGAGGCUCGCCGCGACGCAUCUGGACGUGCGCGGGCACGUGCGGGUCUUGAGCGGCUGCGCCGGCAAGGAGGUCGGAGUGAGGUACACCUUCAACGAGUGGCUGUCCCACGUGGACGCGCAAGCGGUGCCCGUGGCUGCGAACGAGCCGGGUUUGGUGGGGGAGCGCUUCGCCUUCACCGUGUACACCCCGCCUCUCGCAGACCCCGGCUCCGCCGUGCACCUCGCCGUUUACCUGAAGUGCGAGGAGGGGGAGUUCUGGGACAACAACGAGGGGCAGAACUACACCGUCAGGUACCGCUGCGUGCCCGGCCACGCGCCCUUUGUCAGCGCCGCCUUCCACGCCACCUGAGCCGUGCAUAAACAUCUCCAUCUCUGCGUCAAACCUCUCCACCCCUGCGUAAACCAGCUGCUGUGCACCUGUCUCUCUCAGAUCAGUGAACCUGAGUUAGUCUCAGGCUGCAGGCCCAGCACGCCUCACCUCCCUGUUUCCUUGAUUUGAAACCUUUAGUGCCUUUUUUCAAACCGACCUCUGACACUGAGCCUUUGAUGUGUUUAGAGGCCCGCAGUACAACUCAGAGACAGUUCCAGAUGUUUCUCUGAAGCAGACGGACUCUCUGUCCCAGAGGACGCUUUAAACUGCUGACAGUUUUUACAGGUAACCAACUAUCUGCGUCUCACAUCCGCUCUUGGACUCCAGCUCUUGAUUAGAAUAAUAGAUGGAUUAACUGCUGAGUACAUUUUCUGUCGUGGGCUUGGUGUGACAUCACAGAUCAGUGUAAUGAAACUGUUUGAUUUUUGUGACCUGAUUAAAAAUGAAGUUAAGCUGCUCAUGUUCACAAUGUCCAGUUUUGUAUUUUAACUUGAUUGAAACGAUCUGAUUGCUCUCUGCUGAUCAAUAAUGUCUCCUGGAUGAGUUUUAAAUAAAGUUUUUAAGCUUUAUAUGCAGAGCUCAGAGGUUUCCUCUCAGUGUUGUUGACCCUGAGGUCAAAGUGGAUGCUGCUGCUGCUGCUCAGUGCUUUCAUGGUCAGUGCCAAACUUUGACUUCCUGCUUCUGUGUGAAUGUUUCUGAAUAAAGUUUUCCAUGUUU